Exophiala oligosperma is the source of this 2287-nucleotide messenger RNA. RefSeq lists its product as uncharacterized. The coding region runs from base 215 to 2161 and encodes 648 amino acids. NCBI's taxonomy places the organism in Eukaryota, Fungi, Ascomycota, Eurotiomycetes, Chaetothyriales, Herpotrichiellaceae. The record is from RefSeq and is a predicted model, not a curated record. The transcript is spliced from 2 exons. Gene Ontology annotation, molecular function: long-chain fatty acid transmembrane transporter activity; long-chain fatty acid-CoA ligase activity.
CUCAUCCACGCAAGCCGUGGGACCUUCGCUAAAAUGCUGCACGAGCACAGGUGUAUAAGUUGGGAUGAUAAUGGCCAAACAUCCUAUACCUCAUUAUGCAUUUGGAAGUCCAGUUGCGUCUUCACCGUCAACUUACCUUCCUCCCCCCCCCAAAUUCUCCUCCCGGCGAUGCUCACUCUAGGUGCAACAUUCACUUGAUGAUUGUUACCCCGUAAUGAUGGACGUUCCCACCGCCUUAUUAUCCGUCCCUGCGGCACUCGCUGGUCUUGCCUACCUCGAUGCUCGAUGGAGGAUCUCACCCGACGUGCACAUUAUCAAGAAUCUAGCACUCGCCCAAAGAGCAUUCCUCAAACGGGUUGACGCAGACCGCGCGAACUCGUUCUACCUGCUUGAAGACCACGCGAAUAACCCCAAGGUCGCCGACGAGUUGUUCCUGAUCUACCAGGGAAAGAGAUAUACGUUCAAGGAGACGUACACGACCGUCCUCAGAUACGCAGGAUGGCUACACUCGGUCCACAAAGUCCUUCCGGGGGAGAUCAUUGCCAUUGAUUACAUGAACAGUCCCCAGUUCAUCUUCCUGACUCUGGCGAUAUGGUCUCUGGGAGCUCUUCCGGCCUUUAUAAAUUACAACCUGACCGCCAGCCCCUUCGUACACAGCGUCAGGACAUCCACCGCCAGACUCCUCAUUGUCGAUCCGGAAAUCGAGUCCAGGGUACUCACGUCCGAGGCAAAAGCAGCAUUCGCGGCUCCCGACUUUCGCAACAAUGCGUUCCCGCUUGACGUAACCGUUCUUACGACAGGGCUGCAAUCGUCUCUUGAGUACUUUCCUCCUUAUCGAGCCCCAGAUUCGGCUCGCGCAGGUGCAAUUGGCCGCUCACCAUGCGUGUUGAUUUUUACUUCGGGAACCACGGGUUUACCCAAGGCCGCCAUCGUCCCGUGGGACCGAACUGCUUGGGGCUCGGGUUUCAUCGCGAGAUGGAUCGGUUUGCGCCCAGUCACCAAAUCCAAUCCUGAUAGAUAUUACACGGCCAUGCCUCUGUAUCACUCUUCAGCUUUCCAAUUGGGCUUUCACCUCUGUCUCGUCUCGGGAUCUACACUAGUACUAAGCCAUAGGUUUUCAGCCACGAGCUUCUGGGACGAGGUCGCUGCAGCCGAAGCUACCAAGAUCCAAUACGUUGGAGAAACGCUACGGUAUCUAUUAGCCGUUCCGCCUCGGCCAGACGACCGGACCAGACACAAAGUUAAGCUGGCGUUCGGUAAUGGCUGCAGACCGGAUGUGUGGGACAAAUUUCGCGAUCGAUUCGGAGUUGAAACGAUCGCUGAAUUCUACGGAGCCACAGAAGGUGUGGCGGCGAGCUUCAAUUUAUCUCGCAAUACCUUUUCGUCAGGGGCAAUCGGCCAAUCCGGCCUCAUUGCACAGGCUAUCCAGAAUUUCACGCAGUCAAUUGUCCAAGUCGACUGGGAAACAGAAACUCCCCGACGUGAUCCAAAGACUGGAUUCUGCAUCAAAGUCCCUCGCGGCGAGCCAGGCGAAUUGCUGUACAAGAUCGCUGAUCCCAAAGACGUCGGUGCCAAAUUCCAAGGGUACUUUGGCAACAAGAAGGCCAGCGAUUCGAAGAUCUUGCGGGACGUGCACAAGAAAGGUGACGCGUAUUUCCGUAGCGGCGACGUCGUUAGGUACGACAAGGAUGGUCUGUUGUGGUUUUCGGACCGGAUAGGUGACACGUUCCGCUGGCGAAGUGAGAACGUGUCCACGGCAGAAGUGUCUGAAGUCCUAGGUCUUCACCCUCACAUUCUCGAGGCGAAUGUCUAUGGAGUGGCCAUUCCCAACCACGAGGGACGCGCCGGGUGCGCGGCCAUUUUACUGAGGGACGUCACGACAGAGGACAGUCCCAUUGGCGAUGCCGUACUGGAGAGCCUGGCUACGCAUGCGCGUGCAAGUCUACCGAAGUACGCCGUACCCGUUUUCCUGCGAGUCGUGGCGAGCGUCAUGGCGACGGGGAACAAUAAGCAGCAGAAACAUGUGCUCAGACUGGAAGGCGUGGAUCCGGAUAAAGUCGCCGGUGAGAGGGUCUACUACCUUCGACCUGACAGUGAUCGGUACGAACCGUUUUGUCAGAAGGAGUGGGAUGUGCUGAAGGCUGGAAAGGUAAAGUUGUGAUCUGAGAAGUAUCAGAUAACUAAAGUGGUGGUAUGGGCCGAGAGAGAUAUUUUAUAUACUGACAGAGUUGAAAUAAAGAACAAAUUUUUCGGUCUGUCCAUAGCGAUGAAAGAUAUGAAUUUUGAC